Colletotrichum destructivum is the source of this 520-nucleotide messenger RNA. RefSeq lists its product as uncharacterized. The record is from RefSeq and is a predicted model, not a curated record. NCBI's taxonomy places the organism in Eukaryota, Fungi, Ascomycota, Sordariomycetes, Glomerellales, Glomerellaceae. Bases 285 to 494 code for a protein of 69 amino acids. The transcript has a single exon.
UCCCUUCUCUCUCUCUCUCUCUCUCUCUCUCUCUCUCUCUCUCUCUCUCUCUCUCUCUCUCUCUCUCUCUCUCUCUCUCUCUACACUACGUAGAGAGCCAUCAACUUUAGAGACAACGAGCAUUGAAACCCAUACCAGAGGAGAGACUCACGCAGCUUACACUCCCCUGUUCCCCGUUCCAAUCGACCCCCGGUGUCGUCACACGCAUAACGCCCGUACGGGCGGACCUGCAGCCCAGUGCCAAAAAAGGCUUCGCAGAGCAGCAUCGGUCACUGUCGUCGAUAAUGACAUCGCUCCCUUUCCUGUGCGGCGUGUCCCAAACGACACCCCCCAAAGAAGAACCCCAAAUAGACGCAGAAUCGUCCCGAUUUGCAAUGAUAAGUCAACACAUACUCCCCAUCCCCCCGUCCAUCCGCCGGGGAUGCUAUCCCGUCCGUCCCGGAGGUGCCAAUGCCAGUGUUCGCCCUCUUCCGCCACAAACGAAGGUCAGCUGAGCAUUCCCCCCCAAACACAACCCCCC